Messenger RNA from Zymoseptoria tritici IPO323, 309 nucleotides. RefSeq lists its product as uncharacterized. NCBI's taxonomy places the organism in Eukaryota, Fungi, Ascomycota, Dothideomycetes, Mycosphaerellales, Mycosphaerellaceae. The coding region runs from base 1 to 309 and encodes 102 amino acids. The transcript is spliced from 2 exons. The record is from RefSeq and is a predicted model, not a curated record.
AUGGCAGGUCAGGUUGUGAGCAUCCUGGUCCUUGUUGCUCAACCGCAGCCUACCGUCAGCCGAAAUUUGACGCGCUUCCGCGACUUCGUGUUCGAUGAGAAGUGGGCUCAGCACGGCUGGUACAUGAAUGCAUGGAUGGACGGUCUCAUGAAGGCGCUGCUGCCCAUCCACAAGACCUUGAUGAACAAUACGCGCCUGCUCGCAUUCGACCUUCGCGCAAUCGUUCUUUGCCCUCCGACAUGUCCGCCUAUGCGCCUCAGAUCCUCGGCCGCUCAACACCCUCAUCGAGUAGCGAAACUAGCUCUGUAG